GUCAAAAAUAUUAGGUUAUUAAACUUUCUGACAACUUUUUUGUUUACUAUAGAUUUUUCUAACUAAAAUCUUCAAUUUUUGUAUUAAAUUGUGUUGUAGUUUUGUUAGAAAUGGCAUCUCAGUUAAGCACAAAAGAAAAGCUGUUAUAUAUAAUCGAUGAUAUGGAGCUCAUUGCAAAGGAAAUCAUUGAGAAUGCUAUAGCUCCAAAAGGAAAUAAACUAUCCGGUCAGGAAUAUGCCCAACUCACUGAGCUACUAGUAGCGAAAGACAACGAAUUGAAAGAAACAUUAAAGCUUGCCAAAGAACAAGGACAAAUUAAUAAAAAGAUGGAUAUUUUAAAAGCGGAAGUUGAAAGACAAGACCAGGAUAUAAACAAUUUACAGAAGCAGCUUAAAGAAGCUGAACAAAUUCUUUCAACAGCUAUUUAUCAAGCAAAUCAAAAGUUGCAGAGCAUUGCAAGGGCCAAGAAAAGACCUGUAUCAUCUGAAGAACUCAUUAAAUUUGCUCAUAGGAUUAGUGCUUCAAAUGCUAUUUGUGCCCCUUUAACGUGGCAACAGGGCGACCCAAGAAGACCGUAUCCUACAGAUAUUGAAAUGAGACUGGGACUUUUGGGAAGAACUAGUGAUCCAAUGAACGGGCCUCUUUUCCAACAACAAAAUUCGAUGAGUGACUUGCACCGUGCUGGACAUCCUGGCGAAGUUCCGGCUUCGAAUCAGAACCAAUUUGCCUGGCAUCCAUCUGGUGAGAUGCAUAUUAGUGUUGGCCAAGGGUCAGUUCCGAUGGACACGCGGAAUCAUAAACAGGAGAAUGAAGAUGUGGAAGUUAUGUCUACUGAUUCGAGCAGUAGUUCUUCAAGUGAUUCUCAAUAGCAUAUUAAGCGUAGGAGUAAGAGAUUAAAAUAUGUAUAUUUUUGAUUUUUUAGUGUACUUAAUUGAAUCUGACAUUAAUAAGUUCCAGUUUCUGCCAUAUAUCAGUAAGAUCUAGCGCAUAAAAAAUAUGAAAUCAUAACGAUAUUUAGCAAAUUGUUAAUGGUUUUAUAUUUUUUUAUUGUAACUUUUAUUAGAUAUUUAUUACAACAGGACAUUUUUAAUUAAACUGGAACAUUUAUAAAUAAAUGUGGUUAUUUUUUUAUGCUCUCUGGAGGCACACAGUAUUGAUAUUUAAUUACCUCCUAAGUUA
Molecule: messenger RNA, 1179 nt
Organism: Sitophilus oryzae (rice weevil)
Lineage: Eukaryota; Metazoa; Arthropoda; Insecta; Coleoptera; Curculionidae
Gene: MED4
Product: mediator of RNA polymerase II transcription subunit 4
Exons: 5
Coding region: 111-869 (252 amino acids)
Biological process (GO): regulation of transcription by RNA polymerase II
Cellular component (GO): mediator complex; core mediator complex
Molecular function (GO): transcription coregulator activity
Source: RefSeq, a predicted model, not a curated record